CUAUGGCUCCUAAACAAUUAUCCGGUAGUCAAAAAAGAAAAAAGAGAAAACGAGAUGAAGAAAAUGAGAAAAUCUCAAGCCGGAGCUCUAUAUAAGUUUAUGAAACCUGUUGUUGAAGACGAAGAAGUAGAAGAAGUAAAAGAGAUGGAAGAGCAAGAGCAUCUACAAAUAGAGCAAGAACAUGUCGAAGACGAUGAACAUUUAGAAGAAGAGAAAGAAAAUUUAGAAGAGGCAGAAGAACAUCUUGAGCCUAUGGUUAGUGUAGUGCAUACUGUUGUUGAUAUAUUUGAUCCAAGAAGAUGGGAAGGACUUAAUUCUGAAGAGAUUAAACUUUUAGUGGAGAAAGGUCCAAAAAGAGAUCAUAGUAUUCACUAUGGCCCAUACGACAAAGAUGAACAAAAUGGUAGACGCUUUUAUGCAGCAUUAUAUACAAAAACUUUACCAAAUAUGGAGAAGUGUGAUAGAGAAUGGCUUGUAUAUUCGAAAGAAGUAGACAAGAUAUUUUGUUUCUGCUCUAAACUGUUUAGAACAGGAAUUCCGAAAGGAAAAUUGGAUGGUGAAGGUUAUGCAGAUUGGCACCAUGCUCAUAGAAGAGUCAAAGAACACGAACUUUCAAUGGAUCAUCUCUCCAAUGUGAAUAGAUGGCUUGAUAUGCGUAAAAGAUUGAAGAUAAAUGAAACAGUUGAUAAAGUUCAGCACGAGCAAUUCAAGAAAGAAAGAGAUUACUGGAAACAAGUCAUUUUCAGAAUCAUAGCAAUAGUGAAGUUUUUGGCUAAACAUAAUUUAGCAUUCCGUGGCUCAAAAGAAAGAUUGUAUCAAAAAGGUAAUGGAAAUUUCUUGGGUCUCAUUGAGAUGUUACAAGAGUUUGAUCCAGUUAUUCGAGAGCAUAUGCGCCGAAUCACAAAUGAUGAGCUUCAUGUGCAUUAUCUCGGGCACAAGAUCCAGAAUGAACUCAUACUUGAUUUAGCCCAAGAGACUAAGAAGGAGAUCAUCAAGAAGAUAAAUGAAGCCAAGUACUACUCAAUCAUACUUGAUUGCUUCUUGAAUGUUAAUGAUACCACAGAAAAAGGAUUAUUUGAUGUCACAAUUGAGGAGUUAAAGUCUCUUGAUCUUGAAAUUGAUGAUAUUCGUGGUCAAGGUUGGAGUCUUAAGCCAUUAUCUCAAACUCGUUGGGAAAGCCGUGUUGAGAGUAUUAAGGCAAUUAGAAUGCAAAUUGCCUAUGUACGAGAAGCUUUGCUUGAAGUUGAAGAAAAAGAUAGUGAUAAUACAAUUGUUCACACAGCAAAGUCACUAGCAGAAAACCUUAGUGAAUUUGAGUUUUUGGGUUAUAGAGAAACUGGUUAUUCAAAAGCAAUUGAUGAAGCAAAGGAAAUAGCUGCUGAAAUGGACAUACCUCCGAUAUUUCCAGAAAAGCGUUUGAUUCGAAGGAAAAAAAGAGUUGAUGAGAGUUCAAGUAGUGAAGAAGUUUCAUUUACAAAUGAAGAGAAUUUCAGGGUCAAUUUCUUCUCUUAUGUUGUGGAUAAAGCCAUAUCUUCUCUUGAGAUGAGAUUUGAACAAUUCAAAGACUAUGAGAGAUUAUUUGGGUUUUUGUUUCCACAUAAGUUGAAUGGAAUUGAAGAAAAAGAGCUUAAGUUGUUUUGCCAUCAACUUGAAAAUGCACUCAAGUUUGAAGAAAGAUCGGAUAUUGAUGCCGAAGAGCUUUACAUGGAGUUGAAAUCAUUCAACACAUUGCAAACAAGUGAAUUUAGCAAUCCCAUAGAUGUUUUGAAGCAUUUAAAAGAACUUGGUUGUUACCAGAAUGCUUGCAUUGCAUAUAGAAUUUUGUUGACUGUUCCAGUAACGGUGGCAUCUGCAGAGAGAAGUUUUUCCAAAUUGAAGCUCUUGAAAUCUUACUUACGGUCUACAAUGUCCCAAGAUAGACUUAGUGGAUUGGCGGUAAUNGAAGAAAAAGAGCUUAAGUUGUUUUGCCAUCAACUUGAAAAUGCACUCAAGUUUGAAGAAAGAUCGGAUAUUGAUGCCGAAGAGCUUUACAUGGAGUUGAAAUCAUUCAACACAUUGCAAACAAGUGAAUUUAGCAAUCCCAUAGAUGUUUUGAAGCAUUUAAAAGAACUUGGUUGUUACCAGAAUGCUUGCAUUGCAUAUAGAAUUUUGUUGACUGUUCCAGUAACGGUGGCAUCUGCAGAGAGAAGUUUUUCCAAAUUGAAGCUCUUGAAAUCUUACUUACGGUCUACAAUGUCCCAAGAUAGACUUAGUGGAUUGGCGGUAAUAGCUAUCAAGAAUGAAAUCUUAGAGAGCAUAGACUGUGAAGAUGUGAUCAACCAAUUUGCUCUCAAGAAUGCAAGGAUAAUUUCUCGAAUCCUCGGCUAGCUUUUACGGUAUGUAAUUAUAACACUUUAAUUUUGUCAUUUAUUUUUUUCUUUUAAUAAUAUUGCGUUAUUUAUUAUUUAGAUAUAAUUAGUUUACAUAUGUGAAUUUUUUAGAUCAUUAAAUAAAAGAAUUUUAGGGCC
Cuscuta campestris is the source of this 2507-nucleotide messenger RNA. The record is from the annotation of a GenBank genome assembly. Lineage: Eukaryota; Viridiplantae; Streptophyta; Magnoliopsida; Solanales; Convolvulaceae.